AUGCUGCUCCCUACAGGCGUCUGCGAGAACCUAGGCUCCCAUUUCUCAAGGCCUCCCUCCAGACAGCCUCCCGUCACACCCUUCACACCCCUCACUCCCUUCACACCCCUCAUUCCCUUCACACCUCUUACACCCUUCACACCCCACAUUCCCUUCACACUCCUCACGCCCUUCACACUUCUCACUCCCUUCAUACCCCUCACUUUCUUCACACCCCACAUUCCCUUCACACCCCUCACUCCUUUCACACCCCACAUUCCCUUCACACCCCUGACUCCUUUCACACCCCUCACUCUCUUCACACCCCACAUACCCUUCACACCACUCAUUCCCUUUACUCCCCUCACUCCCUUCACACCGCUCACUCCCUUCACAUUACUCCCACCAAUCAUACCAAUUCUUUCCUCAAAAAUUUCUCUCCAUGCAACGUCGCUCACUCCGUCACCUUUCAUAUCAUGCAUUUCUCAACACCCUAUCAUAUUACCCUUAUUUUCUUCCAUCUUCUCCCUCCUUCUCUUCUCCCUCUCCCUUUUUUCCCCUCGUCCCUUUCCCCUCGUCCCCGACUACCAAAUCCCACGGGCGCUGGGCCUCCAUCUUGGCGCGGCAGCCGAUAACGGCAAACUGCCAACCUGCCUCCUGAUGCCUCAUGCACUGCAGCUCACAUCUUCACCCCUUCACUCCCUCAGUCUCCUCACUCCAUGCACUCUCCCUCGCUCCCCUCACUCCCUGCACUCCCCUCACUCCCUUCACUCCCCUUGCUCCCCUCACUUUUCUCACUCCCUCACUCCCUUCACUCCCUUCACUUCCCUCACUCCCCUUCACUCCUCACUCCUCUCACUCCCCGCACUCCGCUCACUCAUCUCACUCCCCCUCACUCCCUUCACUGCCCUUGCUCCCCUCACUCCACUCACUUCUCUCACUCCCCUUCCCUUAGGCCUGAUUCUUUUUCCGAGGGAUUUUUUUUUGCCCUCGGACUCCGUCGCUGCCGCAGCUGAUUUGGCCGCAGCCGCUGCUACGUACUCGCCGGCUCGUCUUGCCGCUGGUCGCCGCCGCUGA
This is a messenger RNA of Hyalella azteca, 1056 nucleotides long. RefSeq names its product mucin-2-like. The record is from RefSeq and is a predicted model, not a curated record. NCBI's taxonomy places the organism in Eukaryota, Metazoa, Arthropoda, Malacostraca, Amphipoda, Hyalellidae. The transcript is spliced from 4 exons. The coding region runs from base 1 to 1056 and encodes 351 amino acids.